AUAUGGCACGGCAUGAUCGAGUGGGUUGAGAAAGCUAAAGCACCUGCGGAUACGCAAAAACAGACCAGACAUCUACCUUGUCAUGUUUCUGCAAAUUCUAAAGACGGCGAUCCAGAAUUGAAAGCCGACACCUGGCCGCAAAAGCUCCUUAUGCAACUGAUGCCUAAACAUUUGAUAGGCAACAUUGGUGGAUCUUAUCUGAAGAAUUCUAAGUCCGUUUUGUUCCAUCCAGCACAAUGCGAGGCACUAGAAUCCUUGACUAAAGUUAUGAGCUCCGGAUUUGCAGGUUGUGUUCACUUCACCUUCCCUGCGCCACCAUCGACUUGCGACAUAAAAGUACUUAUUCUC
This is a messenger RNA of Megalopta genalis, 348 nucleotides long. The record is from RefSeq and is a predicted model, not a curated record. NCBI's taxonomy places the organism in Eukaryota, Metazoa, Arthropoda, Insecta, Hymenoptera, Halictidae.